Molecule: messenger RNA, 1787 nt
Organism: Hyalella azteca
Lineage: Eukaryota; Metazoa; Arthropoda; Malacostraca; Amphipoda; Hyalellidae
Gene: Not11
Product: CCR4-NOT transcription complex subunit 11
Exons: 10
Coding region: 253-1650 (465 amino acids)
Biological process (GO): mRNA catabolic process; negative regulation of translation
Cellular component (GO): CCR4-NOT complex
Source: RefSeq, a predicted model, not a curated record
GUAGGUUAGAUACAUAUCUUGUACGCAACGUUUCAACGUUGCGUACAACGUUAUUCAACGUUCUGGAUACAAAUCAAAAGCAACGUGCGCACGUCUGGCAACGUUUGUAUCUGCUGCGCCGCUACUCCCUGUCCCUGUCACUCCCUGACCCCUGUUAAGUUAACAUUCAAAGAUUUGAAGAACAACAUUGUCAGAGAGGUCAGGUCGGCUUGGUUUCGUAGCAGAGAAAGGUGAAAUUAACACGUUUGUAGUAUGGCAACCCUUGACUCAUCACAGUUGAACGAUAUUAUUGAUUUACUUGAAGAGAAGUACACUGAAUCAACCACACUUGAUGAGAUUCUCUCAACUGCUCGCAAGAAGUUCUCUAAUAAAGAUUACUUCAAAGUUUGCAGUGUUGUGAGUAUCCUUGUUCAACAAAGGGAUUUAAUUCCUAAGUCAAGUCAGAAACUGGCUGCUCUUGUGCUCCUUCAUCAGCUUCCUCUCUCAAACCCAGCAGAAGAAACCCCAUUUCUCUCCCAGCUGUUCACUAUUUUGAAAGAUGGAGUAAGCAGCAGCAAACAACUGCCACAGCCUGUUCUUGAUGAGAAGGAGAAGAGGUUUCUUCACUCGUUGCUUACAGUUAAGAAUAUUUCUGAGUUGCUAAAGCACCGUGCCACUGACUUGUUGGCGUUGUAUGAAAAAGAGCUACAUAAGCCGCUGCCCAGCAUAUCUCCUACUUCAUUGAAUCAGUCCUCAAGUUCACUGCCGACCAACGUCAAGGCUGGUGUGUCACUCCUGCUACCGUCGGUUCAACCUGCGUCGAACUCAGCAGCUGAGUGCAGAUCUGAGACCAGCGCAACUACUCGCUCAAUUAUAAUCGAGGCUGGGGAAGAACUUCAUAGAUCAUACAUGCCUGAGCUGCUCCGACCACCACCACCAGUAACCAUCUCACCUGACGAACUUGUGUGGUUGGAGAGCUGUCACCAGGAGGCGGAGGAGGAGAUCUGCUACGACGCGAGCAUGUGCGUGACAAGCGAGGGCGACACAGAAGCUCGGCGCCUCAUGGGCCGCGCCUUCAAAGAGACUCUCAGCAUUCCUCAGCUGCAGCUGCUGCUAGCCCACCUGCAACGGGACCCUAGGCUCGUCUAUAGAACCGGUCUAACGCCUCAGAAACUGCCGGUGCUGGUUGAGCACAAUCCCCUAAUAGCAAUCGAGUUCUUACUGCGCGUGAUGCAGACCAAGCAACUCACGGACUAUCUCAACGUGCUUGUCAACAUGGAGAUGUCACUGCACAGCAUGGAGGUUGUCAACAGGCUAACAACAGCAGUUGAGCUACCGCCUGAAUUCAUUCACCUCUACAUCACGAACUGUAUCAGCACCUGCGGCACCAUCAAAGAUCGCUACAUGCAGAACAGACUUGUACGUCUCGUGUGCGUCUUCCUUCAGUCCCUCAUCCGGAACAAGAUUAUUAAUGUCAAAAAUUUGUGCGUUGAAGUUCAGUCGUUUUGCAUCGAGUUCAGCCGUAUAAGGGAGGCGGCGGCGUUGUUCAAGCUCAUCAAGCAGCUUGACUCCUCUGAAAGUUCAUCAUCUGGCGCCUCUGCAAACCCUGAUACGUCUCAGCCUUCUGUGACAUGCCUGGCUCCACCGACUGCUGAUUCUAGAAACCAAUAAAAAAAAAUCCCAUAGCCAAAUUUAUUUAAACCACCAUUGGGGUUAGGAAUAUUCUAAGAUGCUUGAACUUGUCCAGAUUUUGGCGAGUUAUAAAUAAUAUGUUUCUAAGAUAUUCCUUUUUACAUUGAAAUUCAUCU